AUAUUUAAUCUUUUUGAUGAUGAUGCCACUGGAAAGAUAACUUUCAAAAAUUUAAAACGUGUCGCUAAAGAAUUAGGUAAGAAUAUUACCGAUGAUCAAUUAAGAGAAAUGAUUGAAGAAGCUGACUUGAAUAGCGAUGGUUCCAUUUGUUAUUUCUAA
Dentiscutata erythropus is the source of this 159-nucleotide messenger RNA. The record is from the annotation of a GenBank genome assembly. Lineage: Eukaryota; Fungi; Glomeromycota; Glomeromycetes; Diversisporales; Gigasporaceae.